GAUGGAACCAAUUUUAUCAUACUUUUGGUAAAUUUGAACAUUUUCCCAAAAUUUGAAAUGAUAUUGCAAGGAUUAAGGCCUCAUCCAUCCUCCGUUUGCUAUUCUCUCAAAAUGGUGUCCUUAUUAUUACCCAAUUUGUCUUCCCCAAUUUCCCGUUUAACCCUUCUAUGUAGACCCUCACUUCAGCUCACAUUCAAAGCUACAAGUAAAUUUCAAUUGCAUAACAAAUGGUUCAAAUCUUUUUCAGCUUCUAAUCUUCCAAUGGUUGCAAAUGAUAAUUUAGUUGUUUUGGGCAUCGAAACAAGCUGUGAUGAUACAGCUGCCGCUGUUGUAAAUAGCAGUGGUGAAAUUCUCAGCCAAGUUAUCUCUUCUCAGGCAGAACUGCUUGCUCGAUAUGGAGGAGUUGCUCCUAAGAUGGCAGAGGAAGCACACGCACUGGUGAUUGAUCAGGUGGUACAAGAAGCGCUAGCUAAAGCUAAUCUAACUGAGAGGGAUCUAACUGCAGUUGCUGUCACGAUUGGUCCUGGUUUAAGCCUUUGUCUGCGAAUUGGUGUGCGGAAAGCAAGGAAAGUUGCUGGUUCUCAUAAUUUACCUCUUGUUGGUGUCCAUCACAUGGAAGCUCAUACUCUGGUUGCCAGGCUAGUGGAAAGAGAGCUGCAGUUUCCUUUUAUGGCCCUACUUGUCUCAGGUGGGCAUAAUCUUUUAAUCCUUGCACGUGAUCUUGGCGAUUACAUACAACUUGGGACAACAAUUGAUGAUGCAAUUGGUGAGGCAUAUGACAAAACGGCAAAAUGGCUUGGUCUUGAUUUGAGGAGGAGUGGGGGCCCUGCUGUGGAGGAGCUAGCUCGAGAAGGAGAUGCCAAAUCUGUCAAUUUUAAAGUCCCUAUGAAACAACACAAGGAUUGUAACUUCUCAUAUGCUGGUCUGAAGACGCAAGUGAGGUUGGCAAUUGAAGCAAAACGAAUCAAUGCUGAAAUCUCUCUUGCUUCAGCUUCUGAUGAAGAGAGACAGGCUCGGGCGGAUAUUGCUGCCUCCUUUCAGCGAGUUGCGGUAUUACAUUUGGAGGAAAAGUGUGAACGGGCAAUUGAGUGGGCUUUGAACAUUGAGCCUUCUAUAAAUCAUUUGGUAGUGUCUGGAGGUGUUGCAUCUAACAAGUAUGUCAGAGCUCGGCUUGAUGAGGUUGUGAAUAGGAAAGGGCUGAAACUUGUAUGCCCCCCUCCAAGCCUUUGUACUGACAAUGGUGUAAUGGUUGCUUGGACUGGCAUUGAGCAUUUCCGUCUGGGCAGAUUUGAUCCUCCACCUCCUGCAAAUGAACCAGAAGAUGCUGUGCUUGAUUUGCGGCCAAGGUGGCCACUUGGUGAGGAGUAUGCUGAAGGAAAAAGUGAAGCUCGCUCAAUGAGAACAGCACGGAUGCAUCCAUCACUUACCUCUCUCAUCAAGGCAUCUAUUAAGCAGGAGUCACAGUCUGCAAUUUAAAUAACUCGAGACUUUUUUACAAUGGGCAUCCACAAACGUGUAGAUAUUCUAUAAAGGUGGUUUGCAUAGGAUCAAGAUUUGAAUGUUUAAUCAUUUUUGGAAGUUGGUGACCAGAAAUGCUUGAAAGAACCGUAAUUCAAGAGCAACGAGCAUUUGGGGAAAAAUUCUGUGUUAUGGAAGAUCAGAAAUUCCCCCUUCUCAGUAUAUUUUGGUGCUGUAUCAUGUUUUAAUGCUCCUGCAUUUGGUAGUUUUCCAGCUUGUACUUGAAGAAUUCAGAAGUUAGAUGGAGAAGUCUCAAUUCUAUACAUAGGUGUAGAUGAGAUAGUAGAACCCCUCUUCUCUAAAUUACUUUUUCUUAUUUUGGAAAACAAAAAAUACUACUACUGGUCAAUAAGAAAUAAGAGGGAAUUUUUUCAGAGAAUUCCUUGAAGGUUUGUUGCGGUA
This is a messenger RNA of Lycium ferocissimum, 1920 nucleotides long. Its product is annotated as probable tRNA N6-adenosine threonylcarbamoyltransferase, mitochondrial. Bases 58 to 1476 code for a protein of 472 amino acids. Gene Ontology annotation, biological process: tRNA threonylcarbamoyladenosine modification. Gene Ontology annotation, cellular component: mitochondrion. The transcript is spliced from 13 exons. NCBI's taxonomy places the organism in Eukaryota, Viridiplantae, Streptophyta, Magnoliopsida, Solanales, Solanaceae. The record is from RefSeq and is a predicted model, not a curated record.